Messenger RNA from Echinostoma caproni, 1236 nucleotides. The record is from the annotation of a GenBank genome assembly. NCBI's taxonomy places the organism in Eukaryota, Metazoa, Platyhelminthes, Trematoda, Plagiorchiida, Echinostomatidae.
GGACAGUACGACUUUUUCCCUUCGUUUAACAAUCUGAUCGUCUCGUUCCCCUUCUCUCUCCCCCCGCCACCGCCGCCGCCGCCGCCGCCGCCGCCGCAAACAGUACUGUGCGUUGCAUAUCGCGGUGAUGGCAAGGAGUUGGCCCUCGCUCUUCUAAACGGUGAUAUAGUCUUCUACGAUCCCAUUGAGGGUGUGGAGAAGGGGACGAUAAGCGGACAGCGCGAUCUUGGGGUCAGUCAGACCACUGAACAAGAUCUGGUGACACCGAAACGUUCGGCCCAAGCCAAGCGAUUUCAAACUAUCACGUAUUCUGCAGAUGGUGAACACUUACUUGCAGCCGGCGAUUCAAAGUAUAUUUGUCUAUACUCCGUACCGGAUAAAGUCCUACUCAAACGGUUCGAAAUCACCUGCAAUAUGUCAUUGGGCGGUGUACAGGAAGUGCACGAUCGACGGCGUUUUCUGGCCACCCACAGCUCUGAAGCUAUUCAAUCACGUAUACUGGACAAAACUAGUCUACCCAUACCAGCUUCUCGUCAUGGUGUGGAUCGAAGCAGUCGUCAAUGGAAACCGGAUGUUCGUGUCUCAUCAGUUCAAUUCUCACCGACAGGGGACGCAUUCGCGGCUACCACGACAGAGGGCGUUCUGGUCUACUCACUCGCCUCGGCCGGUUCCGGUUUUGGGCUGUCUAGCCAUUUCGGAUAUUCGCACGAUCAACCGGGUUCAUGGCUUUUCGAAUCUGUCGGUUUAGAUGAGAGCUGCACUCCACAAAACGCCCGUGCAGCUCUAGCCGAUGCACGGUAUAGCGAAGCUUUGGACAUUGCCGUUCGUCUGCGAUUACACGAUCUAGUGGAGGAAAUAAUCGAGGGUAUUCCCUCUGAUCAAGUCGACUACCUGGCUCGACAAUGUCCCAUUCAUCAGGUUGCUCAAUUUCUGUUCCCCUUUCUGGCUCGCCAAUUGGGCGGGCGCUCACGUCACGUGGAAUUCUAUGUUCACUGGGCCGAUGCGCUGUUGCGAGCACAUGCUUUGACUCUGCGUCGGGGUGCGGCAGUCUGGGCAUUAUCUUCUAGCAAGCUGACCAAUCCGGUGGAUCANGGAGCUGCAAAAUCCGGGCAUUCUCAUGGAACGAGGGGAGUGGGCUGCCUGCCAGGCCAGUUUGAUUCGACUGCAAACCAGUCUGAAUCGUGUCAAGGCGAACGUGAUUCAGAGGUAUUUGGGUCGUUAUUCCGUGCACACUAA